AUGUCAGAAACCAAAGGAUUUCUAACAAAACGAUGUAUCAUCCCCGGUCGACUGGAGGAGAAAAUAGCCAUUGUCACUGGUGCAAACACGGGUAUCGGAUUGUGUACGGCCGGAGAACUGGCACGACGUGGUGCCACGGUGAUCAUGGCGUGUCGAAGCGUAGAGCGGGCAGAAACCGCAAAGACCAAAUUGCUAGCGGAUUACGGUGCAACGAACCCGGAUUGGAUGAAAAAAGAUGUAGCGGAUCCGGCAGUGGCCUCUUCGUUGACACCCAUUGAAGCCACACAAUUGAUUAUUGAACAAUUGGACCUCGGAUCGUUGGACUCGGUGCGAGAGUUCGCAACCCGAGUGUUGGAAAAAUAUCCAAAAAUACACUAUCUCAUCAACAAUGCCGGUUUGUCAUUGGACAAAUUCUCGACCACAAAAGACGGAUUCGAACAGGUAAUCGGUGUGAAUCAUCUGGGUCAUUUUCUUCUCACCGAACUCAUGUUGCCCGCGUUGAAAGCGGCCGGCGCACCAUCGCGUAUCAUUAUUGUAUCGUCCAUGGUUCAUUAUUAUGGCCAGUUGUACAAACCGGAUUUGCAGCCAACGGAAGAAAACUAUGGUCAGUUGUCCGUAUACAACUCUUCGAAAUUGGCCAAUGUGAUGCAUGCGGUGGAACUGAGCAAACGCCUGGAGGGAACCAAUGUCACCGUGGUCAGUCUGCAUCCGGGUGUGGUGGAAACGGAAUUUCAAAGAGACUUUAAAAGCAUUAGCAUGUUGCUUAUUGAACAGUUAGACCUCGGAUCGUUGGACUCGGUGCGAGAGUUCGCAACCCGAGUGUUGGAAAAAUAUCCAAAAAUACACUAUCUCAUCAACAAUGCCGGUUUGUCAUUGGACAAAUUCUCGACCACAAAAGACGGAUUCGAACAGGUAAUCGGUGUGAAUCAUCUGGGUCAUUUUCUUCUCACCGAACUCAUGUUGCCCGCGUUGAAAGCGGCCGGCUCACCAUCGCGUAUCAUUAUUGUAUCGUCCAUGGUUCAUUAUUAUGGCCAGUUGUACAAACCGGAUUUGCAGCCAACGGAAGAAAACUAUGGUCAGUUGUCCGUAUACAACUCUUCGAAAUUGGCCAAUGUGAUGCAUGCGGUGGAACUGAGCAAACGCCUGGAGGGAACCAAUGUCACCGUGGUCAGUCUGCAUCCGGGUGUGGUGGAAACGGAAUUUCAAAGAGACUUUAAAAGCAUUAGCGUGGUAGAUGACAAUGAAUAA
This is a messenger RNA of Echinostoma caproni, 1248 nucleotides long. The record is from the annotation of a GenBank genome assembly. Lineage: Eukaryota; Metazoa; Platyhelminthes; Trematoda; Plagiorchiida; Echinostomatidae.